This is a messenger RNA of Vicia faba (fava bean), 1065 nucleotides long. Lineage: Eukaryota; Viridiplantae; Streptophyta; Magnoliopsida; Fabales; Fabaceae. The record is from the annotation of a GenBank genome assembly.
AUGGAUUCUCAAGAUAUAGUUAGAAAGACAAAUGAUCAGCCUGAAGUCUCCUUGAUGGUUGGUGAAAGUGCGAAAUCGCUUAAUCAAGCUUUUCUCAGUAUCUGUGAGUCUUUUAUCGCAAGUGAAGUCGUCGGUGGAGGAUCCAUGAGAAUUGGCAAGUUCAUUUCAUUCAUUCUAUCUAUUAGUAAACACUUCUUGAAGAAAAAUAUUUGUGAAAUCGUCGAGGAAAAUACAUCCUCUACAAUAGACGAAGACAAGUUUUAUGAUGCUGAAGAAAUGUUUUCAAUAUAUGAUGAUGACAAGGAUGUUGUAGAAAUCCAAGUAGUGGACAGUGAGGAUAAUACACUCUUGAGAAACCUGAAACAAAAAUAUAAGGAGACUAUUGAAGACAAAUAUUCUACUCAACUAAAACAAUCAUAUUGUUCUAUUUGUAUGGAAGCUAAACCAGUUAUAGAAAUGUUCAAAAAUCAAAAUUGUUCACACUCUUUCUGUGAGGAUUGUAUUGGAAGAUAUUUAACUACAAAAAUUCAAGACAAUAUAUCAUGGGUAAACUGUCCUGAACCAAGCUGCAAAGGAACUUUAGAGGCUUAUCAUUGUAUUUCAAUUAUACCAAAGGAUGUGUUUGAUAGAUGGGAAAAUACACUUUGUGAGAUUUCGGUCUUAGAAUCACAAAAAUUGUAUUGCCCCUUUAAGGAUUGUUCAGCUAUGUUGGUGAAUGAUGCAAAGGAAAUUGUGACGGUUUCAGAAUGUCCACAUUGUCAUCGAUUGUUCUGCGCACAAUGUAGGGUUUCAUGGCAUGCGGGAGUUGAUUGUAGAGAGUUUCAUAGUUUGAUAAACAGUGAGCAAGGAAGGGAAGAUUUAUUGACGAUGAAACUUGCAAAGAAAAAGAAUUGGAAAAGAUGUCCAAAAUGCAACUACUAUGUUGAAAAAGUUCAUGGAUGUACUCACAUUAUUUGCAGAUGUCGUCAUCAAUUUUGUUAUGGAUGUGGAGGCACUUGGACGGGAGGAUCCCAUUAUAAGUGUAAAGCUCGAAAGAAAAUUACACUAUGCCCUUGUUUGAUUUGA